CAGGGAGGGGUUCUUUACCGGGUCCGGCUGCUGAAGCUCGGCGCUCGGUUUACCCCUGCAGCGACGCCCCCUGGUCCCACCGGUACCACUGCUGCUCCCGCCCCUUCGCUUCUCGGCCGCGCAAUGGGCAACCGCGACGACGAGUACAACUACCUCUUCAAAGUUGUCCUUAUCGGAGAUUCUGGUGUUGGAAAGAGUAAUCUCCUGUCUCGAUUUACUCGAAAUGAGUUUAAUCUUGAAAGCAAGAGCACCAUUGGAGUAGAGUUUGCAACAAGGAGCAUCCAGGUUGAUGGGAAAACAAUAAAAGCACAGAUAUGGGACACGGCAGGGCAAGAGCAAUACCGAGCUAUAACAUCAGCAUACUAUCGUGGAGCUGUAGGUGCCUUAUUGGUUUAUGACAUUGCUAAACAUCUCACGUAUGAAAAUGUAGAGCGAUGGCUGAAAGAACUGAGAGAUCAUGCUGAUGGUAACAUUGUUAUCAUGCUUGUGGGCAAUAAGAGUGAUUUGCGCCAUCUCAGGGCAGUUCCUACAGAUGAAGCAAGAGCUUUUGCAGAAAAGAAUGGUUUGUCAUUCAUUGAGACAUCUGCUCUAGACUCUACAAAUGUAGAAGCUGCUUUUCAGACAAUCUUGACAGAGAUAUACCGCAUUGUUUCACAGAAGCAAAUGUCAGACAGACGUGAAAAUGACAUGUCUCCAAGCAACAAUGUGGUUCCUAUUCAUGUUCCACCAACCACUGAAAACAAGCCAAAGGUGCAGUGCUGUCAGAACAUAUAAGGCGUUUCUCUUCUCCCCUAGAAGGCUGUGUAUAGUCCAGUUCCCAGGUCUGAGAUUUAAAUAUAUUUGUAAUUCUUGUGGUCAUUUUUGUGUUUUAUUACUUCCUCAUACUUAUGAAUUUUUCCAUGUCUUAAGUCUUUUGAUUUUAGCUUUAUAAAAUCAUCCACUUGUCCCGAAUGACUGCAGCUUUUUUUUCAUGCUAUGGCUUCACUAGCCUUAGUUUAAUAAACUGAAUGUUUGGAUUCCUCAAUUAUUGUUUACUUUUCAUCAUGGAAGCUGUCACUGUAGGACAUAAUAUAACUUGAUCCCUUGAAGCUCAGAUCUGUUGGUCUUGAUUAAAUCAAAUUAAGAAGACUGUAGAAAUAAGCUAUCAUUUUGCCACAGAGCAGCUUAUAAUUAAUAUACUCUUCUCUCAGUGCAGUGUAUAUUUCCAUAAAUC
Messenger RNA from Mesoplodon densirostris (Blainville's beaked whale), 1213 nucleotides. Its product is annotated as ras-related protein Rab-11A-like. Gene Ontology annotation, cellular component: axon; transport vesicle; postsynaptic recycling endosome. Gene Ontology annotation, molecular function: GTP binding; GTPase activity. Lineage: Eukaryota; Metazoa; Chordata; Mammalia; Artiodactyla; Ziphiidae. Gene Ontology annotation, biological process: neurotransmitter receptor transport, endosome to postsynaptic membrane; melanosome transport; exocytosis. The transcript has a single exon. The record is from RefSeq and is a predicted model, not a curated record. The coding region runs from base 124 to 774 and encodes 216 amino acids.